AUGGAUCAUCAUUGUCCUUGGGUAAACAAUUGUGUUGGUGAAAAUAAUCAAUUCUACAUAUCUCUCCUUUCUUGCCAUACACUUUAUUGGGCUAUUAGGCAAUUUGUUUGGUGUGUUGGAAGUGAUUGGAAGCCCUGUUCUGUCUUUAGUCCACCAGCAACCACAAUUCUUUUGAUUUUUCUUUUAUUUGAAUCUGUCCUUUUUUCAAUAUUUACUGCUGUAAUGUUUGGAACACAAAUUUCGGCUAUUUGUUCUGACCAAACUGGAAUUGAGAAUAUUAAACAGGAAAGAAAUUGGAAUAAUAAUGGAAGGAGAAAUGUAAAACCCAAUGAAGAUAUUGAAAAUUGUGACAAUAAUAAUAAUAAAUCUUCUCCAGCUUGGAAGAAUUUACAAGUUGUUUUUGGUGGGGGAGGUGGUCAAAAAUUUUCUUUUAAAUGGCUGAAUCCAUUUGAUGUUCCCUUCCAUUCAGAAAAAGCUUUUGAAUUUUCUGUUUAA
Meloidogyne enterolobii is the source of this 495-nucleotide messenger RNA. The record is from the annotation of a GenBank genome assembly. Lineage: Eukaryota; Metazoa; Nematoda; Chromadorea; Rhabditida; Meloidogynidae.